AUGAUGUUGCCCAAGGUCCCGGCCUUCUUGAGCGGACUGCCCCUCGCUGGGCUGGCCGUCGCGUCGUUGGAGCACUCCGACGACGAUCCUCUCGUCGCAUCCCAGAUUGUCACCGAUCCGUAUGCCUAUGAUUUCCCCCGGCUGGGCGCCUCCGGCGCCUCGUUAUUUCCCAUGCGCUCUUGCCAUGGAUUCAAAUUGGAGGAAGCCAGCGUAGACGAGAUGCAACAGCGGAUGAGCAAUGGCUCUCUUUCAAGUGUGCAACUUCUUGAGUGUUAUCUGGACCGAAUCCAUCAGACUCAGCCUUAUCUCAAUGCUAUCAUGCAGCUCAAUCCAGACGCGUACUCCAUUGCGGCAGCGCUGGACGCGGAGCGUGCCAAGGGCCAUGUCCGUGGUCCCCUCCAUGGCAUUCCUUUUAUUGUCAAAGACAACAUUGCCUCAAAGGACCGUCUGGAGACCACAGCGGGCUGCUGGGCCUUGAUUGGCAAUGUGGUGCCUCGCGAUUCCUUCGUGGUUCACGGCUUGCGCAAGGCGGGUGCCCUCCUGGUGGGGAAAGGGUCCAUGAGUGAAUGGGCGGACAUGCGCUCCAACAACUACUCCGAAGGCUACUCUGCACGGAACGGACAGUGCCGAAGUGCUUAUAACUUUACGGUGAACCCUGGUGGCUCGAGUACCGGCCCUGGUGUCGCCGUCGGUGCCAAUCUUGUUCCCAUUGCCCUUGGCACUGAGACCGAUGGAAGCGUGAUCAAUCCCGCUCAGCGAAACGCCAUCGUGGGCAUCAAACCCACGGUCGGUUUGACCUCUCGUGCAGGCGUCAUCCCGGAGUCUCGGCACCAAGAUACCAUCGGCACCUUCGGCAAGACUGUGCGUGAUGCUGUCUACACUCUGGAUGCCAUCUACGGGGUUGACCCUCGAGACAACUACACUCUUGCGCAACGGGGCAAAACCCCGGCGAACGGUUAUACCCAGUUCCUGUCUAACAAAGACGCCCUGAAGGGUGCAGUCUUCGGACUACCCUGGAAGUCCUUCUGGGCCUUGGGCGAUCCCGUACAGAUAGCCCAGUUAGAAGAGCUUCUGACACUGAUCGAAUCUGCCGGAGCGACGAUUAUCAACGGCACCGAGCUGCCUCAUUACAAAGAGAUUGUGUCACCCACGGGCUGGAACUGGGACUACGGCUCAGCCCGUGGUUAUCCCAACGAGUCGGAGUACAGCUACAUCAAGGUCGACUUCUACAACAACCUUCGUGACUACCUCUCCGAGGUGAACAACACCAACAUCAAGUCCCUUGAGGAUGUCGUCCAGUACUACGAAGAUAAUUAUGGAUCUGAAGGGGGUUACCCAUCUAUCCACCCUGCCUUUGGCUCUGGCCAAGACGGCUUCAUCGCCUCCCUAGAGUCCAAGGGAAUCAUGGACGAAACAUAUUACUCUGCGCUGGAAUUCUGCCAGCGCACGACGCGUGAGGAGGGAAUCGACGCUGCGCUGCAAUACAAUAAUCGAACCCUCGACGGCCUUCUCGUUCCCCCCGACGUUGCCCAAAGUAUUCAAAUUGCCGCCCAGGCCGGAUAUCCGGUGAUUACCGUCCCCGCCGGUACCAGUCCCGAGUCGGGCAUGCCCUAUGGGCUGGCCAUUAUGAAUACCGCUUUCUCAGAGCCGACUCUGAUCAAAUAUGCAAGUGCAAUUGAGGACCUGCAGAAGAGCUCGGGCACAGAAUGGCAGCGUACUCUUCCUGAGUGGCGCGGCUAUCUGGUGCGUAAUCUGCCUGUUCCUUUCUAG
Messenger RNA from Penicillium oxalicum, 1770 nucleotides. Its product is annotated as putative amidase. The transcript is spliced from 3 exons. Bases 1 to 1770 code for a protein of 589 amino acids. The record is from RefSeq and is a predicted model, not a curated record. NCBI's taxonomy places the organism in Eukaryota, Fungi, Ascomycota, Eurotiomycetes, Eurotiales, Aspergillaceae.